CCUGCAGAUAAACAAGUUGUACGGCGCUCAUUGAUAACUUGACCAAAGAUAAUGACUAAAUAUCCUUCCAAUUGAAUAAGUUUAUAGAUUAUGUCAGAAUUAAUGUGUCAUGUGUGAUUGUGUUUCAAGUGGAUAUUGGAUGUGAACGUGUGACUGAGUUUUCAAGCUUUUGAAAAAUGAAUUGGAUUGUUGAAACAACUAUUGUCCAUGUCUUGUUUUUGGGUUCGAUUUUCGUGAUAUAUUUUCGUUCGCCAGUGAUUCAAGGACUUCAUCCGCAAUCCGAUCUACUUAAUCCUCCUGCUAAACGUUUAGUUCUUUUUGUAACGGAUGGGCUGAGAGCAGAAUCAUUUUUCGACGAAGGAUGCAAACAUGUCCCACAAAUUAGAGAUAUUUUUAUGGAAGAAGGGAUGGUUGGCGUUUCCCAUACUCGUGUACCUACUGAAUCGCGACCCGGACAUAUAGCGUUAAUUGCAGGUCUUUAUGAAGAUCCUACGGCUGUAACAAAGGGGUGGCAAGAAAAUCCGAUAGAUUUCGAUUCAGUUUUCAAUCGAAGCAGAAAAACAUAUGCAUGGGGAAGUAAUGAUGUCCUGUCGGCGUUCUCUAAAGCUGAUUACAAUAAAAAGAUGGAAUUCUAUGCCUACGAUCACGCGCUUGAUUUUUCUGGAAAAGAAAAAACGUACCAACUUGACAUGUGGGUUUUCUCAAGAGCGCGAGAUUACAUUGUACAAAAUGCAGCCAGAUUGAAGUCCGAAUCAAGAAUUGUUUUUUUCUUCCAUUUGCUGGGAUUGGAUACAGCUGGCCACGUACAUAAACCAGGCUCACCAUUAUUUUUUGAAAAUCUGAAAGUAACCGACAAUGGCAUUUUCGAAAUGUAUCAACUUUUUAAAGAACAAUUUGACGACGGUGAAACAGCUUUUAUUUUGACAUCCGAUCACGGCAUGACAGAUAAAGGAUCCCACGGAGCUGGUGAUAUAUAUGAGACGGAGACACCUUUGGUUGCAUGGGGGGCAGGAAUUCAUAACUGGCAUGCAUUACCAAGAAAGGUUAGCAAUAGGCUGAAAAGCAAAGAAAUUGCUGGAACGAGGAUGGCUAGUUUUGAUAUUGAACAAGCCGACAUUGCACCUUUGAUGGCUGCCUUAAUUGGUACCGCUAUGCCAAUUAAUAACUAUGGAAAAUUGCCACGAGAUUUGCUGAAUGUUCCCGAUGAGUAUAUUGCGAAGGCAAUGUUUAAUAAUGCCCUGCAAACUUUAGCCCAGUAUGAGAAGCUAUUCGCAGAGUUCAAGGAAGGAUUGUUUUCGAGCGGUUUGCCCUCUUUUGACAAAUUAAACGAUUCUGUCGUUAGUGAGUUUAAGGCAUCUGCACGGAAAAGUAUUCAAGAAGGGAGUUAUGAAAAUGUGAUUGAAAAAUCAGAAGAGUUCAUAGAUUUCGCCAUAGAAGGAAUUGAGUACUAUCAAAUGUACUAUCAACAUGUCUUGCUGUUUUGCACAUCACUUUCAUUUCUCGGGUGGAUUUAUUAUUUACUAAUCAUGCUUGAAAAUCGCGCCGGGAAGCCAUCAUUCCGUUCUUCGCAAGUUUAUACCCUAGCUGUUGCCGUGGCUGCCGUAUUCGAAGUGUUUAUAUGCCUGCAAGGUAUCCCGCAGUCGGUUGGCAUUUAUUUUAUCCUUCCUGUAUUUUGUUGGGCGAGGGUAUUCAAAAAAAUAAACAUGGACUCCAUGAGGAGAACGUUAAUGGACAAUUGGAAACUAUUACUCGGAAUAGCAGUUGGAACGGAAUUAUUGGUUUUGACAUUUUUUAGAAGGGAAGUUAUAUCUGUUGCUAUUUUAGGAUUCAUCAUUUUUCAAAACUUAACAUUCAAAGGAUUAAGGUUUUUUGACGCUACCAGGGCUCAGUAUUAUGAAUGGAUAUUCACGGGACUCCUACUGCUAAUAUUUCCACUUAUUCCGUUAAGAUUUUUUAAGAAAAACGAUUUCUUCCUAAUGUUCGGUGGAUUAUUAUGGAUGACCAAAUUGUGUCUUUCAGUGAAAGAUCUGAAAAAUUCUUUGUUGUUGCAACUGUUAUGCCUUUGUGGUUUUAUAAAUUGUGUAACUUGCUUGUAUUUACAGAACUCCGGAGGUGGGUUGUGGGUAAUAAACAUUCUACUGACUUGGGCGCUAUCUGGUUUGGCUAUUAUUUCGCCAAUUUACUCCGAUAUAACACUGAAAUACCGUCCAACGAAUAUUUUCUUCUACUUCGCUGUACCAUUCUUUCAUUUGUCGAUCGGUUAUGAAAUGACAUUCUUCGCAUUGCUAGGGGUUCAUGUUCUUAGCUUUGUUGAAUUAAGUGCUGCAACUGAAGAUCAUUCUAUACCGAACUCGAUAAGAUAUCGUGAUGACAAGAAACGUGGGAAUUUGGUAGAAAAUCUCAACAUAUCCGCAGUUAUGCUACUCUUGAUAUUUUUAUCGUUUUUCGGGACGGGAAAUAUGGCAUCAGUUAGUUCCUUCGAUCCGAUGUUUGUUCGUUUCUUCGUUACCACAUUUUCGCCUUUCACAAUGUCAGCCUUGAUUAUUUUAAAGCUAAUAGUUCCCAUUUUAUUUAUAACAGCAUCAAUAACGGCUCUAACAUUUCGUAAGCAGAUGGACGAAAAGAAAAUGUUUCUUAGCCUUUUGCUCAUUUGCGAAUUAAUGGGAUUGAAUUUCCUUUUCAUGGUGACAAACAAAGGUUCUUGGCUAGAAAUAGGCACGUCUAUAUCGCAUUUUGUAAUAAUGGAGGUUACAACGCUAGUCCUUGCUGUUGUUAGUUAUGUUUCAAAAUUAUUAUUGUUCACGGAUGCAUCAAAAAAUUUCCGCGUUAAAACAGGGAAAUUAGUGUAAUUAUAGUUAUUUGUAAAUGUGUAGUUAGAGUUUUGUAAUUUAUUUGUCAAAUAAAUAUUAUUUUACAUGAUA
Messenger RNA from Hermetia illucens (black soldier fly), 2921 nucleotides. RefSeq names its product GPI ethanolamine phosphate transferase 1 (gene PIG-N). Gene Ontology annotation, biological process: GPI anchor biosynthetic process. NCBI's taxonomy places the organism in Eukaryota, Metazoa, Arthropoda, Insecta, Diptera, Stratiomyidae. Gene Ontology annotation, cellular component: endoplasmic reticulum membrane. Bases 177 to 2849 code for a protein of 890 amino acids. Gene Ontology annotation, molecular function: mannose-ethanolamine phosphotransferase activity. The record is from RefSeq and is a predicted model, not a curated record. The transcript has 16 exons.